Peromyscus californicus insignis is the source of this 2784-nucleotide messenger RNA. It is a transcript of the gene Sf1, whose product is annotated as splicing factor 1. Gene Ontology annotation, biological process: regulation of mRNA splicing, via spliceosome. Gene Ontology annotation, molecular function: mRNA binding; zinc ion binding. NCBI's taxonomy places the organism in Eukaryota, Metazoa, Chordata, Mammalia, Rodentia, Cricetidae. Bases 128 to 2044 code for a protein of 638 amino acids. Gene Ontology annotation, cellular component: nucleus. The record is from RefSeq and is a predicted model, not a curated record. The transcript has 14 exons.
CGCGUGAGAGGACUGGCUCCCCGCGCUCCUCGGCAGCGUAGUCGGGUCCCCUCCCCCCCGGAAGGUUCGCGAAGGAGAAGCCGCCGCCGAGGACGAGGAACCGCUGGUGCCGGUCCCCUGGGGCGCCAUGGCGACCGGAGCGAACGCCACGCCGCUGGACUUCCCAAGUAAGAAGAGGAAGAGGAGCCGUUGGAACCAAGACACAAUGGAACAGAAGACAGUGAUUCCAGGCAUGCCCACAGUUAUCCCCCCUGGACUGACUCGGGAACAAGAAAGAGCUUAUAUAGUGCAACUACAGAUAGAAGACCUGACUCGUAAACUGCGCACAGGAGACCUGGGCAUCCCCCCUAACCCUGAGGACAGGUCCCCUUCCCCUGAACCAAUCUACAACAGCGAGGGGAAGCGGCUUAAUACUCGAGAGUUCCGUACUCGAAAAAAGCUUGAAGAGGAGCGACACACCCUCAUCACAGAGAUGGUUGCUCUCAACCCGGACUUUAAACCACCUGCGGAUUACAAGCCUCCAGCAACACGCGUGAGUGAUAAAGUGAUGAUCCCCCAAGAUGAGUAUCCAGAAAUCAAUUUUGUGGGGCUCUUAAUUGGGCCCAGAGGGAACACCCUGAAGAACAUUGAGAAGGAGUGCAACGCCAAGAUCAUGAUACGGGGCAAAGGAUCUGUGAAAGAGGGGAAAGUGGGGCGCAAAGACGGCCAGAUGUUGCCAGGGGAGGAUGAACCUCUUCAUGCCCUAGUCACUGCCAAUACCAUGGAGAAUGUCAAAAAGGCAGUAGAGCAGAUCAGAAACAUCCUGAAGCAGGGUAUUGAGACCCCAGAGGACCAGAAUGAUCUACGGAAGAUGCAGCUUCGAGAGUUGGCUCGCUUGAAUGGUACUCUACGGGAAGAUGACAACAGGAUCUUAAGACCUUGGCAGAGCUCAGAGACACGCAGCAUUACCAAUACUACCGUGUGUACCAAGUGUGGAGGGGCUGGCCAUAUUGCCUCUGAUUGCAAAUUUCAGAGGCCUGGCGACCCUCAGUCAGCUCAGGAUAAAGCACGGAUGGAUAAAGAAUAUUUGUCCCUUAUGGCUGAGCUAGGGGAAGCUCCUGUCCCUGCAUCUGUGGGCUCCACCUCUGGACCUGCCACCACACCCCUGGCCAGUGCACCAAGACCUGCUGCUCCUGCCAGCAACCCACCACCACCGUCUCUCAUGUCUACAACGCAGAGUCGCCCACCCUGGAUGAAUUCUGGUCCUUCAGAGAAUCGGCCCUACCAUGGCAUGCAUGGAGGUGGCCCUGGUGGGCCUGGAGGUGGCCCCCACAGCUUCCCACACCCAUUACCUAGCCUGACAGGUGGGCAUGGUGGACAUCCCAUGCAGCACAACCCAAAUGGACCACCACCACCUUGGAUGCAGCCGCCACCACCACCAAUGAACCAGGGCCCCCAUCCACCUGGGCACCAUGGCCCUCCUCCAAUGGAUCAGUACCUGGGAAGUACGCCUGUGGGCUCUGGGGUCUAUCGCCUGCAUCAAGGAAAAGGUAUGAUGCCGCCGCCGCCUAUGGGCAUGAUGCCGCCGCCUCCGCCACCUCCCAGUGGGCAGCCCCCGCCUCCUCCCUCUGGCCCUCUUCCUCCAUGGCAGCAGCAGCAGCAGCAGCCUCCACCACCCCCUCCGCCCAGCAGCAGUAUGGCUUCCAGCACCCCCUUGCCAUGGCAGCAAAAUACGACGACUACCACCACGAGCGCUGGCACAGGGUCCAUCCCGCCAUGGCAACAGCAGCAGGCGGCUGCCGCAGCUUCUCCAGGAGCCCCUCAGAUGCAAGGCAACCCCACUAUGGUGCCCCUGCCCCCCGGGGUCCAGCCGCCUCUGCCGCCCGGGGCCCCUCCCCCUCCGCCGCCUCCGCCACCUGGUUCCGCCGGCAUGAUGAUCCCUCCCCGCGGCAGCGAUGGCCCGAGCCAUGAGAGUGAGGACUUUCCGCGCCCAUUGGUGACUCUUCCAGGCAGACAGCCUCAGCAGCGCCCCUGGUGGACAGGAUGGUUCGGCAAAGCAGCCUGAGUUAUUUUUGUGGACGGAAUCGGAACACGCUGGCUCCAUAUUGUGAAAUUUUUAUUAAUUUUUAUCUUUUUCCUUUGUUACUUCCUUAUCUUUUCCUUUCUUCAGACUCCGUCCAAGGAGAUGCUCUCCCCGGUCUUCUGCUGCAGAUAGAAUUCCUUUUCCUUGUCUCCAUUCCUCUUCUUCCCAAGGAGAGAGGAGCAAAUGGUUUAGGCACAGACUUUGACCAUAAAUGUCAGGCUUGGGGUUGUGGGGGCGGGUCCUGUGUGUGGUUUAUCUUUGCCACCUUUUAAAGUGUCUUGAGAAUUUUGACAUUGCUAGAUAGGGUUAAUCCAGCCCUGGGAUUCACAUCUUCCUGCACGCCUGCCAGCAGUAAGUGGGACAAGCCAAGCCACUAUAGGCCUGCCUGCCAGCCUGGAGUCUUUUCCCAUGCUCCUGAUCACCUAAGCUGCCUCAGAUGCCAUUUGCUUCUCUUCUUCCUGGAAAGCUUCCUUUUAUGUUUUAUUUUGACCCCAGACGUCCAGAUGUUUUGCAGUGUCUGGGGCUUGAGCCCCUUGUUCUUCGUUCUGCUUCUUUGCCCCCCCCCCCUCAUGGAGUGAUUAUGUUGACAAUAAUGUGUAAUGCGCGUUCUUUUCACUGGUUUAUCUACAGAAAUUUCUCUGGGCUUUUUUUCGGUGUUUUGAGUCAACACUGCACUAAAGUGGGGGGGAUGUUCCAUUGAAUAAAAGAGCAGUGUGGUUUUC